Molecule: messenger RNA, 1183 nt
Organism: Leptinotarsa decemlineata (Colorado potato beetle)
Lineage: Eukaryota; Metazoa; Arthropoda; Insecta; Coleoptera; Chrysomelidae
Product: fatty acid synthase
Biological process (GO): fatty acid biosynthetic process
Molecular function (GO): 3-oxoacyl-[acyl-carrier-protein] synthase activity; fatty acid synthase activity; oxidoreductase activity
Source: RefSeq, a predicted model, not a curated record
UGUAUUGAGGUGUUACCCACGGGUAACCACUACUACAGCUUCCCGUGUGUACCGCUACAUCAUUUUGGGAGAUGAAACUGUAAACGAAAUUAGCAAAAUCGAAUCUUCAAAGAAACAAAUUUGGUUCAUCUAUUCUGGAUUGGGAUCGCAAUGGACAAAAAUCGGAAAAGAUUUAAUGAAACUAGGUCACUGCAGAGAAACAUUUGCCCGUUGUGUAGAUGCUUUGAAGCCUUUUGGCAUCGACCUGGAAGCUAUUGUUUUAGCCAAAGCCAACAUUUCAGAAAAUAUUCUUUAUGACAUAUUAGCCAUCACUGCGAUACAAAUUUCAUUGACAACAUUUUUAUUCAAAUUGGGAAUUAUCCCCGAUGGAAUAGCUGGAGUUUCGUUUGGAGAAAUUGGCUGUGGUUACGCUGAUGGUACUUUGACUCCAGAACAAGCAAUUUUACUGGCAUAUGCAAGAGGAAAGGCAAGUUCAGACUCGAAAAUGUCAAAUGUAGAAGGAGAGGUGUCUCAUCAGGCACUUCAGUCUAUGAAAUCAUUCUUCAAGGAAAUACUUCCGAAUCCGAAACCGAAAUCUGAGAAAUGGAUUUCUACAUCGGUAGCUGCGGCAAAGAAUGACGAAGCCUGGACUAAGUACAACAGUGCCGAAUAUCAUUAUAAUAAUUACAUGAGUCCGAUCUUGUUGGACCAGGUGUUUGAACACAUUCCAGAAAAUGCUCUCGUUGUGGAAAUUGCACCCCAUGGCGUACUGCAGGAAAUUUUGAGGAGGGAGCUUGGGCCAGAGAGGAUUGUUACGAGUUUGAUUGAUGAAUCGUACACAGAUAUCGAACGAAAUUUGUUGAUAUCCAUUGGAAGAAUAUUCAUGGCCGGAGGACAACCAAAUCUAAGAGCACUUUAUCCUGAAGUAUCUUUUCCUGUUAGUCGUGGGACAAGAAUGCUAUCCCCCUUGGUGGAAUGGGACCAUAGUGAAUUCUGGAAACCCACCCAUUUCAGGACUCGAGAACACUUUGGUCAAGUCAUAACCGUUGACCUUUCGAGUGAUGAGUAUUCCUAUCUCAAUGGACAUAAUAUUGAUGGAAAAAUCUUGAUGCCAGCUGUGGGAUAUUUGGUAAGAUUUUUUGUUUUGGAGAUAUGGAGAAUGGCGUCAGCUUUUCAGAAUUCCAAUAAUUACCGGUAUAACUGA